ACUACUAGCUCAAAAAUGAAAUUCAUCAUCCUCGCCGCCAUUUUCGCUGUCGCUGCCGCCGAUUCUUACAGGUCAGCCGAAUACGCUCCCAAGUACGAAGCUCCGGCAUACAAAUCUACAUAUGAAGCCAAAUACGAGACUCCCCAACCUUACGACUUCAGCUGGGCCGUCAAUGAUUACUACAACGACUACGGACACUCUGAGAAGAGCGACGGCAAUGUAGUAACCGGAUCAUACCGUGUCGUCCUUCCCGACGGCCGCACCCAGAUCGUCACCUACAAGGCCGACAGCUACGGAUAUGUCGCCGACGUCAAGUACACCGGUGAAGCCAAGUAUCCCGAAUACGUCGCAAACAACUACAAAGCUACCACCUACUCCGCUCCUGCUUACAAGCCCACUGCUCCCACCUACUCGGCUCCUGCUUACACCGCUCCCACAUACACUGCCUCGGCCAAAAAGAGUCCCACCUACACCGUCACCGCUCCCACAUACUCUGCCCCUGCCCCGGCCCCGGCUUACACCGCCACUCCGGUCUACAAAGCCCCCGCAGUCCAGCCGCAGUACUAAAUUGAAUGUUGAUUCAAACAAUCGAAAUAUCUGUAUCUAAACUUAUAAUUUAAUAAAAAAUUCAAUUCGAUCAAA
Daphnia pulex (common water flea) is the source of this 642-nucleotide messenger RNA. RefSeq names its product DNA-directed RNA polymerase II subunit RPB1-like. NCBI's taxonomy places the organism in Eukaryota, Metazoa, Arthropoda, Branchiopoda, Diplostraca, Daphniidae. Gene Ontology annotation, cellular component: extracellular matrix. The record is from RefSeq and is a predicted model, not a curated record. The transcript has 3 exons. The coding region runs from base 16 to 567 and encodes 183 amino acids.